Messenger RNA from Galeopterus variegatus (Sunda flying lemur), 1561 nucleotides. It is a transcript of the gene FCN3, whose product is annotated as ficolin (collagen/fibrinogen domain containing) 3. The record is from RefSeq and is a predicted model, not a curated record. NCBI's taxonomy places the organism in Eukaryota, Metazoa, Chordata, Mammalia, Dermoptera, Cynocephalidae.
AUGGGCCUACUGUGGGCCCCACUCUCCCUGUUGCUCCUCCUGCUUGGGGGGCCUGCCUGUCUGUGGACCCAGGACCACCCCAGCUGCCCAGAACCCAGGGAACUGGAAGCCAGCAAAGUUGUCCUCCUGCCCAAUUGUUCUGGUCCUGGGGAGAAGGGGGACCCAGGUCCUCAAGGGCAACCUGGGCCACCAGGCAAGAUGGGCUCCAAGGGUGAGCCUGGAGAUCCAGCAAACCUGCUCCCAUGCCAGGAGGGCCCCAGGAGCUGCCAGGAGCUGCUGAGCCAGGCCACGGGCUGGCCCCAGGGUGCCUCUUUGAGUGGCUGCUACCCUCUGUGCCUGCCUGAAGGCAGGGUCCUCCUGGUUUUUUGCAACAUGGAUACCACAGGGCCAGGCCCCUCUGCCUCCUGGGUGUUCCAGAGACGACAGGAUAGUUCUGUGCAUUUCUUCUGCCCUUGGUCCUCCUACAAAGCAGGUUUGGGAAGCCAGGAAUCUGAAUCCUGGCUGGGGAAUGAGGGUUUUUUUGUUUUGCUCCUGGGGAAUGGGAAUUUGCACCAGCUUACUGUCCAGGGUACCUGAGAGCUGCAGGUACAGCUGGAACACUUUCAUGGCAACCGUACCCUUGCCUGCUGUGUGACCUUCCGCCUCCUUCUAGAGGCAGACCACUGCCAGCUGGUGCCCGGCAAGUUCUUGGAGGACACUGCAGAGGACUCCCUGAGCUCCCACAACAGGAAUCGCUUUACCAUCUAUGAUGCUGACCAUGAUUUGAAUGAGAGCAACUGUGCAGCGAUUGUCCAUGGAGCCUGGUGGUACCGAUCCUUCUAUCAAUCCAACCUCAACAGGUGCUACGCAAUGUCCGAGGCCACUGCCCACAAGAAUGGCAUCGACUGGGCCUCAGGCCUUGGCAUGGGCCACGCCUACUGCAAGGUCCGGAUGAUACUUCACUAGGUCACCCUGGCAGCUGGGCUUAUCUCUCCCAGACGGCUUCCGGACCCUCGGACCCUCAGCCACCUCCCCAUUGCCAACUCCCUCCGCUUCCCUGUCCACAUUUAAAAGUGAAAUCAUGUUAACCCUUCCCUGCCUUUCAGGACUCUUCCACUUACUGGAGAAAUACCUAGAGGACAGAGCGGGAACACAAGCUUCAUCAAAGGAUGGGUAGACAAAUAUUUCCAGUGGAAAGAACUUCCUUCCACAGGAAGGUGGAAGGGACAGCUGCAUAAAUUAGUGAGGCUUCUGUCUCUGAGGUGUGCAAGACAAGCCAGAGGCAUAUAGUGGAAGGACUGGAGGAGAAUCGAGCAUCCACUGACGAUUCCCCUGGGCCCUUCAGGUCCUGCAAGUGGGUGGUUUUAUGGCAGGAUCUGUACAGCUUUCUCACCCUCUCUGUUGCUCAUGCCUGUCUGUCCCUUGUAUGUUGUCUGUUUUCCACCCAGGCCUCUGUUGAAGGCCAAGUUCUCACCCUCUACUACUUCUUGUCUGCCCAUUGGGGGCUGGUUUAAACCCAGGGUCAAACCAAGGAGAGUACAUUUUUCUUCCAUGAGGAAAUGAAACAGUAGCCACUGAGCUA